This is a messenger RNA of Acanthoscelides obtectus, 695 nucleotides long. NCBI's taxonomy places the organism in Eukaryota, Metazoa, Arthropoda, Insecta, Coleoptera, Chrysomelidae. The record is from the annotation of a GenBank genome assembly.
GGCAUUUAUAGGUUAUGUCAUAUAAUUUUAAAACAAUCUGGAAAAUGAAUUUCAAAUUAAAACGUUUAUCACUGAUCUUAUGAUGUGACGUGUUGUUUAAACACGCUUGAAACAAAGUAUUGUUCGGUCUCAAGAUGUGGAUAUUCGGUUACGGGUCUUUAAUUUGGAAAAUUGAUUUUCCAUAUGAAGAGAAAAUACUGGGAUACAUCAAAGGCUACCACAGACGGUUCUACCAGCACAGUACGGACCAUAGGGGCACUCCUGAUCAGCCAGGCAGAGUCGUUACCUUAGUACCUGCAGAAGAGAAUGAGAAAGUGUAUGGUAUAGCAUACAGAAUAAAAAAGUCUGACAUAGAUUAUGUAGUCAAACACCUCGACUUCCGAGAGAAAGGUGGUUAUGAAAGAAAAACUGUGAUGUUUUACCCUUGUGACCAGGAACAAAAACCUUUUGAAAUGGUGAUUUACCUAGCAAAUCAUGAUAAUUUCAACUAUGCAGGUUCAGCAGAGUUGAGUGAAAUAGCCAAACAGGUUGUGAAAUCUGUUGGACCAAGUGGGCCUAACAUUGAUUAUGUCUGCAACCUAGCCAAAGCAAUGAGAGUAUUAUUCCCAGAAGUUUAUGAUGAACAUCUAUUUAAUCUAGAAAAAAUGGUUUUAGAUUUGUCUAAAAAUAAUAUUUGUAAUGCGUCCGCCAGCUAA